This is a messenger RNA of Macrosiphum euphorbiae (potato aphid), 525 nucleotides long. NCBI's taxonomy places the organism in Eukaryota, Metazoa, Arthropoda, Insecta, Hemiptera, Aphididae. The record is from the annotation of a GenBank genome assembly.
AUGAAUUUCCUUACUCUAGCUAGCGAAUGCGAUACAAAGAAUAAUGCAGUGAGUUUUUUACAAACUCGUGGCAUUUUGCAUAAUCCGAGAUUAUGUAAAAAUAAACAUGAAAUGGUUUUGCAACUCACUGAAAAACAAGAUCGUUGGUGUUGUUCAAAACGUGAGUGUCGACAAUACGCGCCAUUGCGUGCGGAUAAUUUUCUGGCUAGUUCUCGUCUCGACUACGAAACAAUAGUGAUGUUUAUUUAUUGUUGGAGUAAGGAAUACACUUCAAUAAUGUUUUGUAAGGAAGAACUUAACAUGAACCACAACACAACAGUGGACUGGAAUAUGUACAUGCGUGAAGUCUGUGAAUACACUUCAACAAACAAUAGUGCUAAAAUAGGUGGUGUUAAUACAACUGUUGAGAUCGAUGAAAGCUGUUUCAGUAUGUUUAAUUUUAAAUUAGCUCUCCUGCACAAUUUAAAUUUUGUGACUUACAACAAGUGUGCACCGAGCUAUCAAUAUGCUACCACAAUUUUAUGA